UCAAUUGUUUAGGUUGUGCGUUGUGCUGUGCGUUGCGACGAGUCACAAUUUUCGAGUAAAUUCUUUUAAUCGGUUAUGUUUGGAGUAGAGCCUCUAAUUGAAGUGCUAUCUCAGCCGCCGUGGGAUAAUCUUUGGCUGCUUCUGUUCUGCAGUUUGAUCGACGGCAUAGCGCCAGCGGUAUUGAUGUUUUGGGUCUAACCUCCGCAUAAUUUUAUCUGAACAUGGAGGGCGACGAACUCGGUAAUGAGCUCGUCCGAUUAGACGGAGGCUUCUUGGUCGAUGAGGAGACUUACGUUGUUAAUUCAGACGAUGUACUCGAUCAAGAAGAGAAUAAUUCUGACUCUUGCAUGGGCAAACAUGCACCACUUAGGGAGCAGGACAGAUUUUUACCCAUAGCCAACAUUGCAAAGAUUAUGAAGAGAGCCAUUCCGGAAAAUGGAAAGAUAGCAAAAGAUGCCCGGGAAUGUGUUCAAGAAUGCAUUUCUGAGUUUAUAUCAUUUGUAACUAGUGAGGCCAGUGACCGUUGCCAGGUAGAGAAGAGAAAGACUAUCAACGGAGAAGAUGUUCUGUUUGCUAUGAAUACACUGGGUUUUGACAACUAUGUGGAACCCUUGAAGCUCUAUUUGAAGAAAUAUAGAGAGAUUGUUCUCUCUCCUGUAACAAUUCAGAAAAUAAACAAAACAAUAGUACUGUAUGAAGAUGGAAUACCAGACCAGGCUGAUAAUGACAAUGAGACACAGACUGAGACCACAGUGAUAUACACAUCAUACCCUAAAGGCAUGGACGAGUUCACACUGGGAUGAAAACUCAACUUAUCAAGUUAGCUAACAACCUUGCAGACAAUGUUAGCAAAUAUUGAGUGAACACUACAAAAGUGCUAGUUUUAAUUAAACAAGGUGUUGAAAAAUAUUGAUAUCCCUAGGAUUAUCACACAAAAUGACAAGACAGUUAUCUAAAAGCAUUGUCCGCUUAAAUCUUUUCAGAUGAUUCCUUUUAUAUUUUUCAUCUUAAGGUUAAGCCAAACUUUGAUGAUGAUUGAUGACUGUAUGUUAAGAUGAUUGAACAUAGUAUUCAGAAAAACAAUAAUAUGGGUGAGUUAAGUUUUUAUUCAUUUUUGCUGAUUAUUGUAGCAUAUAUUCAAAAAGAUGUGGAUAUUUUUUUUUUAUCACGAAAAUAAUAUUUAUCAAACAAUAUAAUUCAAUCUAAGUUGCAGUAAACUAAAAAAAAUAUAAAAACUGACACACACCUAGUAGGUAUAAAUAUUUAUGAUGUUGUAAAUUAUAUACUUGAAAACAAAAUGCAAACUUGAAAGCUUUUUUACGCAAGCUAAAACUCCCUUUAAAUUAUUGUUAUAAAUAUAAAUAGAUAAUACCAAACAGGCUAUUCUAAACCUAUAUUGUGUUUACUAAUCAUGCUCGAUUUAUGCAGAAUAGUGAAAUUGACAGUAGACAUUAUAGAUAUAUGGUGGAAAUGCUACAAUUUUUGCCCUAUAAAGUGAGUCAGUUGACCUGCUCGAGUUUUUUAAGACUUCUAGUAAAAUAUUUUCUAUAGUACUUAUAUUCAUUUCACUCAAACGUUUUGCAGUAGCUGUUAGUGACUAGUUGCCUACAGUAGAGCCUCACUAAUCUGGAAUCCCGUUGAUCACGGUAAUCUGGACAAACGCGACCGUCGCAGAAUGGAGUUAUUUCACUUUGCGAGAGUAUGAAAAAAAAAAACACUAACAGAAAGAGUGUUUAUAAUUUUUUGACUUCUAUGCAGUAUGAAUGAAAUAAUUUCAUUUAUUUAUGUUGAAGUAAAAUUUAAAACCGUAAAUUUUAAUUUAUUCACUGGUGAUUUUUAAACCAUUAGGGAGGUAUAACACGGCGAUUUUAUUCAGCGAUUCAGUAGCGCGACAAUAGCGCUACAGAAUCGUGUUUACGUGUGCGAGGGCAUUUGACAUAAUGACCAGCGACAGCAUCGCGAAUGUAUCGUGGCUGCAUCAUUACUGAAUCACUGCAAAGUCGCCGUGGGUCCCUUAAGUUUUGCAAACGACAUACUAUUUUUCCCUGUCCAGAUUAGCAUGGUCUUACUGUUAUUUAUGUUUGUGUGUAAUUGGCUAUUUUUAUUUACAGACGUAAUUUAUAAUAGGAUUUAAUUUAAGUACUCUUUCUUAUAGAAAUAGACAUUGUAUUGUGGC
This is a messenger RNA of Cydia pomonella (codling moth), 2176 nucleotides long. RefSeq lists its product as uncharacterized. Gene Ontology annotation, molecular function: DNA-binding transcription activator activity, RNA polymerase II-specific; RNA polymerase II cis-regulatory region sequence-specific DNA binding; protein heterodimerization activity. The record is from RefSeq and is a predicted model, not a curated record. NCBI's taxonomy places the organism in Eukaryota, Metazoa, Arthropoda, Insecta, Lepidoptera, Tortricidae. Gene Ontology annotation, biological process: regulation of transcription by RNA polymerase II. The coding region runs from base 222 to 803 and encodes 193 amino acids. The transcript has 5 exons. Gene Ontology annotation, cellular component: CCAAT-binding factor complex.